This is a messenger RNA of Rhopalosiphum padi (bird cherry-oat aphid), 2761 nucleotides long. RefSeq lists its product as uncharacterized. Gene Ontology annotation, molecular function: protein binding; snoRNA binding. The record is from RefSeq and is a predicted model, not a curated record. The coding region runs from base 780 to 2573 and encodes 597 amino acids. The transcript has 11 exons. Lineage: Eukaryota; Metazoa; Arthropoda; Insecta; Hemiptera; Aphididae. Gene Ontology annotation, cellular component: Pwp2p-containing subcomplex of 90S preribosome; small-subunit processome. Gene Ontology annotation, biological process: maturation of SSU-rRNA from tricistronic rRNA transcript (SSU-rRNA, 5.8S rRNA, LSU-rRNA).
CUGCACGUGGGAAAUGUAUAUUGAAUAUCAGUGAAAUAUUCUAAUUAAGUAGUCAAAAUAACGAUAUGGAAAUGAAUAUAAUUUUAAUAAAUUUAUAAAAAUACGCCAUAAGCCCGAUAAAACAGUAGUACUUUCUUCAGUGGCCACCGAGAUGUAAAAAUAUGAGAAAUAAAUGUUCACUAUUGAUUUUUGCGGCAAAACUCCAGUGGUGCAAUCUUGGUAUGAACAUUUUAGGACUUAGUGUGAAAGGUGUACAGGUAGUCAGUCUGAUCCGAAUAGUCCGAAAUCUACAAACGAUCAAACUGACUAGUUGUGAAAGUGGUAGUAACCCGCGCAGUCGCAACAGGCUGUCUUCCAGCACCAGUUCGUAAUCGAUUAUUUUUGGCUCACCGAAAAACGGCCACUGUGGCGCCGCCGUCAAAAUCACCAAUUAUUCUGCUACCGUUACCACCGCCACCACUGCUGCUGCCAUCGGGAUGGAACUCUAAUCUGUCAUCUUGUUCACCGCCUCCCACCCACAGAUGACCAAGACAAAUCAGCGCUGCUGGCGGCAGCUUCGACCUCAACACCGAAGGAUAACACCCAGCAGUGACCCACGUUAUUUUGUCCCGUUCGUCUUUAUAUCGCGCACGUAUAUAGUAACAACAGGUUCUGUCAUACUGACAUUUCAUUCACACACUAAAUAAUUAUAAAACACAGCAUACCUAUUGUGUUGAUUGUAACUCUGAGGUCUUGAAUAAAGUCGAAAACAAUAUAUUACAAAUAACAACACCGUCAUAAUGUCUACAGUUCUAAAUAGUACAUGUCCAGAAAUUAGUUUUUUAAAGACCCGCAAUCUCAUGAAUGAUCAAAUGAUCGCACAACUUAUCAAAAAACGAAAGUAUUUCACCCAGCAAACAGUCACCGAAGAGAUCACAAAAGAAGAGUGUAUGAAAUUAAUAAAACUCGAAUUGAGAGUGUUGGAGAUUUGCGAUAAUGAAAUGAACAAAAGUGCUAAUCUUAAUGCAAUGUUCGAACAUCAGAAUUUCAGAAUCCUUAGUGUUUUGUCCAAUCGAAUCGAUCACUUGUACUACAGCAUGUUUCUACUAUUUUCAUUCGAAUCUGAGUUAUUGGAAGAGUACAUGGAAUUUCAAUCAACACAUAAAUUGUUUAUAACCAACGAAAUACAUCCAUUGAUUGUACUUAUGUCAAAAAAAAAGUGUGAUUCGAAAUUGUACAUAUCUGCAGCGUUAUUCGAACAUAAACGCCGCAAUAUGCAGGCUGCAAGAAAUUAUUUUAAUGAAGGAAUUAGAAUACAUAAAAAUUGCAAAAAACUGCGUCUAGAACAAUUCAGGAUAGAAAUACAAUUUUUGGUAAACAAAGGUCUGGAAUCAUCCGACAUGGUUGUACAAAAGUAUAAAGCAACAAUCGACCAUUUCCACAACGACAUAGAACUACACAUAACUUUACUAGAAAAGACCUUACAAGUUGAAUCCAUUAAUCAUCUUCAAUGCAUUGUUAUGUUCGAUUUUAUCAAUAGAUACCAUCAAAAUUAUCUGAUGUGGCAUAAAGUUGCAUUAUUAUGUACAGAAGGAUACAUGCUUGAUGAAAAAAUUUCGAGGACUAUAAAGUACACCACUAGUUGUGAAUACAGAAUAAGGAGUUGUAUCAAAUGGUAUGAAGAAGGUUUAAGAAAAUUAUUAAAUAUGGAAAAAAAAAGAAAUUUAAAUAAAUUAUUUACUGAAUAUUUAGUAAAACAAUGGAUAAGCAGUUCUGUUAAGGAUGAGGCAAUUAGAUGUUUAGUCAACAGAGCAAUGGAACAAGCGUUCCAAAAAGGCCAUUUUGAGCUUGGUGGUCUACACAAACCGGAUUAUUACGUUUAUUGGGCCGAACAUACCAAUCAAAGACGUCCUGAAAUUUUAAGAAUGGCGAUCGAUCGCAACAAAGACAACGUUGAUGUGUGGGUCGAAGUUUUGAAAUAUCAUACUGAGAUCUUUGAUAAUUAUAAAUUAGCAAAACAGGUUUUUGAUGACGGUGUCCGGGCAUUGGAAGACAAAUCAUUGCUCUUGUGGGAAUUUAUGGAUUUAUAUUUGCACAACACCAAUUUUUUUCUGCUCGAGCAGUUUUUCGAAGAAGCCGCCGACUACCCAUACGAAGAGAUUAACGCGGUGUACCGAGUCAAGUAUUUCGAAUGGUGCACUUUGUACAACGACCUAGACUCUAGUCGGGAAUUGUUCAGCAGAUUGAUAACCAUAGACCCAGAUAACAAGAAGUUGUACUUGAUCAUGAUAAAUUGCGAGAUAUUGGCCCCUAUUGUAGACGUCAAUAUUGUAAGAAAUCUGUAUAGCCUCACGUGCUUGAAAUUUGGCCCUCAAGAAAAUGACGUCCGUUUAUGGGCCGAUUGGAUUCAGUUCGAGUUCACAUACGGUAAAAGUCCAGACGCCGAAGACACCUAUAAUGCGACACUUAUGCUUGUCAAGCCAGAGUUGAUGAGUGCUUUGGAACACAAGUACCAUUUGAUGAAAGAAGCUUACAACAAUCGCAAUGUUACUAUCAAUCCAGUUGUUGUUGAAAUUCCAGACCCCGAAGAGUAAUAAAUAGGUAUCUGAUAAAUUCUUAUUAGGUAUAUUUUCUUUCUUACGUUUAGCACGUUAUUUAAUUUAAACGUGUCAUAUUGGUAAUGAUUGCUUGUGUUUUAGUUAUUAAGUACUCCAUUUAACUGUACCUAUAUAAUAUAAUUGAUAAUUAUUAUGUUUAAGUUUGUGGGUAUAUUGUUAUAUUA